CGUUAGGUUUGUGCCUGUGUACUUAUUAAGAACUUCUGUAAUGGCUGGCAGAGAAAGAGAACCGAACGCUCUGUGAAGAAAACAUUAAACAAGUUUACUUCUGUGCGAGGUUAGAUUUCAACUGGCCUUUUUCCACGAAAGUUGCCGGCUCUUUAGCGCCAACUGACGGGAGAAAUCUUUUAGAAUUUAAGCAGGCACAUAGAAGAGAAAUCUAGUUACAGUAACCGACAGGACAUGCGUUGCUACGAGAUUGGGAAAUAUUAAUUACAACUAGAAAAUUAAACGCAGAACUGAAAACUAGACUGCGGAUACUGUACAUACUGGAAUUGAAUGGCUUUCCAAGCUUUAUCUAAUCAACUGUAUUAUGCAAUAUACGAAAGGGCUGAUACACGUACUGAAGAUUGGUUGCUAGUCAAGAGUCCUUGGGUACCAAUUACUGUCGUAUCAUGCUAUAUGCUGUUGUGUUUGAACGCCAAACGAGUUACAUCUCAGCUACCAGCUUACCAAUUGCGUGGUACCAUCGUCGCGUAUAAUGGAUUCAUGGUUUUGUUAUCCGCUUACAUGACCUUUGAGUUCUUCGGAGCUGCUUUGCAAUCCAAUUUCGGCGUUUUAUGUGUCCCAGUGGAUUACAGCCGAGCACCAAGCGCUAUGCGAAUGGCUAGCGUGUGUUGGAUAUAUUAUAUUUCGAAGUACAUUGAGCUGGUCGAGACCGGGAUGUUUGCCUUGCGAAAGAAAUUCAAUCAGAUAUCGUACCUGCACGUGUACCAUCACAGUAGCAUGAUAUUUGUAUGGUGGCUGGCCUGUAAAUACGUGGCCGGUGGGCAGUCUUACAUAUUCGGCGGCAUUAAUUCCUUCGUUCACUUUGUGAUGUAUACCUACUAUGGGCUGAGUGCUGUAGGUCCUCAUAUGCAGAAAUACUUGUGGUGGAAAAAACAUCUCACUAUGCUGCAACUGAGCCAAUUUGUUGUUCUAUUUGUCUACUGCAUAUAUAGCAUAGUGACGGAAUGUGACUAUCCGAAAUGGCUAUGCAAACUGAUGAUCGCGUACGCUAUCACACUUCUGAUGCUGUUUGGGAACUUUUACAUACACGCUUAUAAUAACAAGCCUAAAAAAUCGUUGGGAAAUGGUACUACCAAAAAACAACACUGACGAAAAUGAUUUUUUGCUUCAUUUUUAGAAUAAUACGUGUGCAACUUGUGUGUAUUUAUUAUACUUAGUAAAUCGACAAAUUAAUUUUUAUUAACUAUACCAACUCGUGCACAAGUAUAAUUUUGAAUAUUAUUACUUCACUAAUUCGCAUUGUGCGUAAUUUUUGCCGCGUUUAUUAGAAAAUAACACGUUUGAAAAGUUU
Messenger RNA from Ciona intestinalis (vase tunicate), 1351 nucleotides. Lineage: Eukaryota; Metazoa; Chordata; Ascidiacea; Phlebobranchia; Cionidae. The record is from RefSeq and is a predicted model, not a curated record.